AUGAUUCUUUCAAAGGAAGUCCCAGAUGAUGAAGACUUCGAUAAUGAAGUAUUCAUGGGCGUAUAUCAAUCAGCAAUUGAUUUAUACGGACAAAUUCAUGCAAGAUUUAUUCGAUCUCCUUUAGGAUUAGCCAUAAUGAAAGAGAAAUACUUGUCAGGGGAAUUUGGGAUAUGUCCUAGAGCUUUAUGUGAUGGCCAAAACGCACUUCCGCUUGGGGAAUCUGAAGAGUUAAGAGAGUAUGGAGUUAGGCUAUUUUGUCCUAAAUGCAAAGAAGCCUAUAUUCCAUCGAGAAGGUACGAGAAUGUUGAUGGAGCCUGCUUUGGGAUGUCUUUUCCACAUAUAUUAUUAGAAACUUACACAGAUUUGUAUAUAUAUGAGAAAGGGGAAGAGUUUAUCCCAAAGCUGUAUGGCUUUAAAAUAUAUGGGCACAGAGGCUCUGAGUACUAUGAGGAGCCAAUUGAAAUAGAGGAAGAAGAAAAAUUUGUUGAGGAGGCUAAAGAAGCUGUCAAUUAA
Molecule: messenger RNA, 513 nt
Organism: Blepharisma stoltei
Lineage: Eukaryota; Ciliophora; Heterotrichea; Heterotrichida; Blepharismidae
Source: the annotation of a GenBank genome assembly